AUGCCACUGCUAAUAUCAGAAAUCAAAGAUAUUGCCAAGAAGCUGACUACUGCCACCGACAGAAAGCAGUAUAACUCUAUUAUUAAGCUCGUCAAUGAACUUGUCAUUCCAGAGGAUGUCUCCCAAUUGAAAGAUGAAGAGACGGAAAGAAAUUUGAGGUUCUUGAUCAUGUCGCUGUUCCAAAUAUUCAAGAAGUUGUUUUCUCGUAGCGAUUUGACUUUACCUUCGUCCAAAAAGGCCACUUUAGAGAAAGAACAAUUUGUUAAGUGGUGCAGAAAGGUUUAUGAAGCGUUCAAGGCGAAAUUAUUGAGCAUCAUUUCAGAUAUACCAUUUGAGACCUCUCUUGGUUUGGAUUCUCUCGAUGUCUAUUUGCAACUAAUGGAUCUGGAAUCUACACAUUUUGCAUCUAAAAAAGACGCUCCAUUUUUCCCUAAUAAAACAUUCAGGAAAUUGAUUAUUGCCCUAUGGUCCUCGAACAUGGGCGAACUAGAGAGUGCCAGGAGCUCUGGUGCGUCUGAAAACGUAAUCAUAAUAGAGUUCACCGAAAAAUACUAUAAGAAAUUCGCGGACAUCCAAUACUAUUUCCAAUCAGAAUUCAACCAGCUCUUAGAAGAUCCGGCUUACCAGGAGCUACUUCUUAAAAACGUCGGCAAAUGGUUGACACUGGCGAACCAUGAUGAACAUUGUUCCAGUGCGAAUGUAGAUUUGGAGGUGUUCGUACCAAACCCACCGCAAGCCAUUGAGAAUGACUCUAAGUACAAGUCGAACUUUGAAAAAAACUGGCUCUCUUUACUGAACGGUCAAUUAUCUCUUCAACAGUACAAAACUAUUUUGUUGAUCCUACAUAAGAGAAUAAUACCCCAUUUCCACACCCCAACUAAACUGAUGGAUUUCCUUACUGACUCCUACAAUUUACAAAACUCCAAUAACAAUGCCGGUGUUAUCCCCAUCUUGGCCUUGAAUGGUCUUUUCGAGCUAAUGAGAAGGUUUAACUUGGAGUACCCAAAUUUCUACAAGAAACUUUAUCAAAUCAUAAAUUCAGAUCUAAUGCAUGUCAAAUAUAGAGCAAGAUUCUUCAGAUUAAUGGACAUUUUCUUGUCUUCAACGCAUCUAUCAGCUCAUUUGGUCGCUUCCUUCAUGAAGAGAUUGGCGAGACUCACACUGGAAUCCCCACCAUCGGCAAUUGUGUCCGUGAUUCCCUUUAUUUACAACCUAAUCAGAAAACACCCCAACUGUAUGAUAAUGUUGCACAAUCCAGCUUUCAUUUCCGAUCCAUUCCAGACCCCUGAGCAAGUCGCCCAUUUGAAGAAUUUGAAAGACAGUUACGUGGAUCCAUUCAAUGUAACUGAAUCCGAUCCGGAACUGACACAUGCGCUUGAUUCCUCUCUGUGGGAGCUAGCAUCAUUGAUGGAACAUUAUCAUCCAAAUGUCGCCACCUUGGCCAAGGUCUUUUCUCAACCAUUUAAAAAGCUKAGUUACAACAUGGAAGAUUUCUUGGAUUGGAGUUACGAUUCAUUACUCAGUGCGGAAUCAUCAAGAAGAUUGAAAACUCUUCCUACUUUAGAAUUUGAGACGUUUGGAAGUGUAUUCGAUAAUGAAGAAGGUGAUGAAGAAUCAUCAUCACAAGAUAACGUUUACUUGCCUGGGGUAGCAUGGUGA
Messenger RNA from Saccharomyces eubayanus, 1659 nucleotides. RefSeq names its product ribosome biosynthesis protein NOC4 (gene NOC4). Gene Ontology annotation, cellular component: small-subunit processome; nucleolus; Noc4p-Nop14p complex. Lineage: Eukaryota; Fungi; Ascomycota; Saccharomycetes; Saccharomycetales; Saccharomycetaceae. The transcript has a single exon. The record is from RefSeq and is a predicted model, not a curated record. The coding region runs from base 1 to 1659 and encodes 552 amino acids. Gene Ontology annotation, biological process: ribosome biogenesis.